Messenger RNA from Ogataea angusta, 2076 nucleotides. RefSeq lists its product as uncharacterized. Gene Ontology annotation, cellular component: endoplasmic reticulum membrane. The record is from RefSeq and is a predicted model, not a curated record. The coding region runs from base 1 to 2076 and encodes 691 amino acids. Lineage: Eukaryota; Fungi; Ascomycota; Pichiomycetes; Pichiales; Pichiaceae. Gene Ontology annotation, biological process: protein N-linked glycosylation. Gene Ontology annotation, molecular function: alpha-1,2-mannosyltransferase activity. The transcript has a single exon.
AUGCCCUCCUUAAUACCAAUACUUAUACUGUUGUGCUCCAGGACUUUGGAAGCCUUUUACGGCAUAAUAUCCGAUUGUGAUGAAGUAUACAACUAUUGGGAACCCUUGAAUCUGAUUACAAGGCUGUUUGGCAAGCAAACAUGGGAAUACUCGCCCGAGUAUGCCAUCCGGUCGUACGCUUAUCUGCUGCCUUUCACGGUGUUUAACAAGCCGCUGAGGAUUCUCGCAGCAUUGGUACCAAGUGUACAGAUUCCACCUUACCUACAAUUUUAUCUUGUGAGGCUCGCAAUUGCUCUUUCAACAGCAUCUGCAGAAAUACAUCUGGCAAACACUUUGGCAUACAUCUCGACUGAUGUGGCGAACUGGUUUCUGAUCUUGCAGGCAGUUAACCCUGGCAUGUCCCACGCAUCCAUAAGUCUUCUUCCUAGCUCAUUCAGCAUGCUUUUGACGCUUGUAGCCACUGCAUCUAUUGUCAACUAUCUGAAAUAUGACAGGUUCAUUUUGAAAAUUCAAAACAGCAUUAACGAGAAGCUGCGGUCUUUGGUCAAAGCAAAAACCCCAGAUUACGAUGAAAGUCUUAAACUACUCAAUCAUAUGUACACGGAAUCCAUUAUUGCAAGAAAGAGACAUUUCACUAUGGCCAUUCUUUCUGCUGUGGUUGGCGGUCUUCUAGGAUGGCCAUUUUCCCUGGCACUGAUCAUUCCUUUCGGCCUCUACGUUGCAUUCACACUGAUAUCCAGAAAAUCUUGCUCCCAGCUGCUCACUUUUGGUGCGCUAGGGUUUGCAGCAAUCUUAUUCAUCUCUAUCACCAUUUUGCAAAUUGAUACUUUGUUUUAUAGAGAAACAAGUUUUGUGCCAUUGAACAUCGUGCUGUACAAUGUGCUAUAUUCGGAUGAGAAGACAGGACCCAACAUAUUUGGAACCGAGCCGUUGACUUACUACAUCUACAACCUCCUGCUCAACUUCAAUUUCGUGUUGCCUUUGGCCGUAUUGGGAAUUCUGUCUCCAGUCGCAUUUGAGAAAUUCAACUUGAAGCAGAUAAAAACAGUUCAGGCCCCAAUUCUUCUGUGGUGUGCCAUUUUCUUUUCUCAACCUCACAAAGAAGAACGCUUCCUAUACCCAAUCUAUCCUUUGAUCACGCUGUCUGCUUCCUUCUCCAUUUCUCAAAUUAGCCAAAUCUUUGGCAAGACAUACUUCUUCGCUAGAGCCUACACAUUUCUAUGCAAACUGGUCGUGUUCUUGACCAUUUGCUCUGUCUCAAUUCUGCGAAUUGUGUCCUUGGUGUCGAAUUAUAGCUCACCGCUAACGGUUUUCCGAAGCCUGCCUGCAUCAAACUCCAAUGUCACUACAAAUGUGUGCGUUGGCAGAGAAUGGUACCAUUAUCCUUCAUCAUUCUUCUUGCAUCCCAACCAGCGGUUGAGAUUUGUUGAAAGCGGUUUUAGGGGUAUGCUUCCAGGAGACUUUAUAGAGCCAGCAUCCGAUUCUUGGUCUGCUCUUUUCAAUUCCACAUCAGCAAAACCUCAGGGAUUCAACAAUGAAAAUCGGUACAGUCCAGAUUCAGUUAUUCCAUUCAGCCAAUGCGAUUACUACGUUGACCUGGAUAUGCCUGUCAACCCCGAAAUGGGUGAGGUUCAAGUGUUCGACAAGGCAAAGACGGUAGGGGACUGGGAGCUUCUCGUAUGUGAAAAGUUCAUCGACACGGAAAACAGUCAUGGUGUCGACAAAAUCCUUUAUGUCCCGGCUAAGGAGAUCUCUCUUUUGACUGAAUGGUUGGAGUCCUUGUACACGAGUGCUCAGGAUAAUCCUCUCGUGCAAAAUUCUUUGUCAUGGGUGCAAAAGAGAUAUAAUCUCAUCAACAGAUUACUUGAGGCCAAAUACGAAACCCUGAAGACGCACCCAUACGCACAGAAAAUUGCCAAUCACCAACAGAUUAUCCUCCUACAGACGCUAGGAGGGCAACUAAAGGAUUCAGUUAUCGAUAAAGUCUCACAAUUACAAAUACCGCAGCCUGCGAUCGAGUUUUUCACAAACGGACAGCUAAAAUAUCAUCAUCUGUGUCUGGCAAAGCACAAAUAA